Anoplopoma fimbria (sablefish) is the source of this 1741-nucleotide messenger RNA. Its product is annotated as SH2 domain-containing protein 7-like. The transcript has 8 exons. The coding region runs from base 96 to 1562 and encodes 488 amino acids. Gene Ontology annotation, cellular component: cytoplasm. The record is from RefSeq and is a predicted model, not a curated record. NCBI's taxonomy places the organism in Eukaryota, Metazoa, Chordata, Actinopteri, Perciformes, Anoplopomatidae.
GUCAUCUGUCUUUAUCGCCUGUCUACUGUAUGGUCAUACUCCUUCACAACACCUUGGAGGUUACAGACUGUUCAGAAGUUGAGAGAAGCAUUUGAAUGUUUGUUGAAAUGACACCAGGUUCAAACCAAACACUCUCAAGGAAAGGAAUUGAAAGACAUUGCUGCGCGCUGUACCGACAACAGAAACCCAGAUCUGAGAGGAUCUGCCAUUUUUCAGGGUCUAGGACAAAGGACCAGAGACAGACAAAAUCCCCCUGCCUCAGGACCUGUCUGACAUUUUGUUUCAAGGACCGGGCAAGGAUGGAGCAAAGGGAACCAACAGUUGACUCUUAUGUUGAGGGGACUGAUGGAAGACUAAGGGAACUGGCUUCGAAGUGGUUCAUAGAGACUCAAGUGCCACUCAUCGUCCACAACGGCUUCUUCCCCACGUGGUUCCUGGGAUUCAUCUCAAGAAAGGAGGCUGAAGAAAUACUCAGAGAAAAGGAGAUGGGCUGUUUCCUGAUCCGUCUCAGUGAUAAGGCCAUCGGAUACAUACUGUCUUAUAAAGGCAGGGAUCGGUGUCGACAUUUUGUGAUAAACCAAAGUGAAUCAGGGCAGUUUGUAGUAUGUGGAGACACUGAGAGACACGACUCAGUCUCUGAUCUCAUAGAAUACUACAAGGCAAGCCCCAUUCAGCCGUUUGGAGAGUACCUGGCAUCUUCGUGUUUUCAGGCACUGGAUGAAGAGCUGUAUGAUACCAUCCAGGUUAGCCCUAAGGAAAAAAAGCCUUUGGCCACUGCUGGAGCUGUGAACCACAUGCGAAAACCACAGAUUAACUCAGCCUCAGAGCAGCCGCCUGCACGGCCACCAAAGAGCAGCAAGACACUGGAGGAAGUGCCACCAUUGCCUCGGAGGAGCAGGCUCCUUGCGAGUGGCGCCCUGAAUGACCAGGACAGGGUUUUGUAUGCUCAGAUUAGGAAGCAAUCACCCAGGGAUAUACCAAGAUUCCAACACAUCAGCCAGGACAAUUUACCAGGAGAUAAUGUUGGGAGAGCUGAGAGAUCCACAAUCCAGGAUCAGAACAGGUGUAGUCUUCCAUGUGGAGCAGAGUCUGUUUACUCCGAGCUCAGCCUGCUGGACAGCAAGAGCAGGUCUCUACAGCUUCUGGACAACACCUCUGAUGGAGAGCAAUCUUACAGGCUGAAUGCACCACCCAACACUCCCCCGAGACUCUCCCCCAAACCUGUCAGACAAACCACAGACAGCACAGCAAGAAGCAGCCACGGCCUUGAAUACAUGAAUGACGGUGCCAUCUAUCACCUGGCUGGCAGGCCUGGUAGUCCACACACUACAUCCUCCGUGAUCAGAUAUGAUGAAGUCCCAAAUGAAGCCGUCAUUGGCAGCUUCCCUCUUGACAACACAUAUGAGCUGAUUUCUGGCGAUGAGGACACAGCAACACCUGAACCCGACAGCAACACUUAUGAGCCUCUGAACGACAUCAGGCCCAAACAUAAACACUCUUCCUGUUGGUUAAAGAAUGAUAAAUGGAAAUGGCUGUUCCCUGACACCAAGAGGAAAUGGUGAAGAUGCUAUCUUACCAGCUACUAAGACAAAUGUUCACUAAAUUUUCUCUGACACUACAGUGGUCCUACCUAAUAUACACCAUGUGAAAGCUUAUUUUCAACAUGGGCUUACAUGUUCAUACCUAUUCAAAUUCUUUUUUAUGUAUUUUUGCUUUUUUAAUGUAUUUAUUCAACAAUUGU